Molecule: messenger RNA, 1155 nt
Organism: Eremothecium gossypii ATCC 10895
Lineage: Eukaryota; Fungi; Ascomycota; Saccharomycetes; Saccharomycetales; Saccharomycetaceae
Gene: RDS2
Product: gluconeogenesis transcription factor RDS2
Exons: 1
Coding region: 1-1155 (384 amino acids)
Biological process (GO): regulation of DNA-templated transcription
Cellular component (GO): nucleus
Molecular function (GO): DNA-binding transcription factor activity, RNA polymerase II-specific; zinc ion binding; RNA polymerase II transcription regulatory region sequence-specific DNA binding
Source: RefSeq, marked provisional
AUGUCGACAGAGAAUGUGCAGACGGACUAUGCGUCCACUAAGAAACGCAAGAAGGUGGUCAAGGCCUGCGUGUUCUGCAGGCGAUCGCACAUGAUAUGUGAUGAUCGAAGGCCGUGCUCGAGAUGCAUAAAGAGGGACAUCGGGCACCUCUGCUGUGACGAGAAGCUGCAGCCCGGCGCCGAGCGGCUGCAGUCGCAGUCGCCGCUGCGAACCGAGACGUUCGACGUGCAGCCGGUACCGGAGCACCUGGUGGCCGGGCUGGGCGUCGGGGCUGCAGGCGGGAACCGGUACGCCAACGUGAUCAACCACCCGAAGUUUGUGAGCGAGCACAUCGGGUCGGAAUUCUCGUCGCUGAACGAGUUCCUGACGCUGCUGGAGGACCCGCUGCUGAUGGAGGCGACGCCGUCGCCGGGCUGCAACGGGCAGGCGGCGGAUCCCGGGGCGCGGGGACCGGGGGAGCUGGUAGGCGGCGUGCUGGCCGGCGCUGCGCCGCAGGAGCAGCCGACGGCCAAGGAGAACUUCUUCCUGACGGCCGCGGACCCCUCGACGGAGGUGGAGCCGGAGGACCGCCUGAAGCUCGUGAUCAACGCGAAGCUGGAGGCGGGCCUGCUGCAGCCUUACAACUACUCGCAGGGGUACGCGCGCCUGCAGAACUACAUGGACAAGUACAUGAACCAGUCGUCGCGGCAGCGCAUCCUGAAGCCGCUCUCGACGAUCCGGCCGGCGUUCCGCGCGAUCGCGCGCUCGCUCAAGGACGUGGACCUGGUGCUCGUGGAGGAGGGGUUCGAGCGCAUGCUGCUGUCCUACGAUAGAGUAUUUACGUCCAUGUCCAUGCCGGCGUGUCUGUGGCGGCGGACGGGCGAGAUCUACCGCGGCAACAAGGAGUUUGCGUCGCUGGUGGACUGCACCGUUGACGAUCUGCGCGAUGGCAACCUCGCGAUAUAUGAGCUGAUGACAGAGGAGAGUGCGGUCAAUUUCUGGGAGAAGUACGGCUCGAUCGCCUUUGACAAGGGCCAGAAGGCAGUGCUGACGAGCUGCAACCUGAGAAGUAAGGACGGAAGGAAGCGCAGGCCGUGUUGUUUCAGUUUUACGAUCCGGCGGGACCGCUACAAUAUUCCCAUAUGUAUUAUAGGCAACUUUAUACCCAUCUCCUAA